CUGUGAGGUAGAUGAAAGCGUCACGAUCAAGGGAUCGUCUAUUCUUUAUUGGACGUUCUUGACGUGAGAUCUUUGACUUCCGAAAAACUCGUGGGGGUGGGCCUCGACAGACUUGGGUUCGGAUCAGGUAGUAUAUAUCGCUCUAGUGAUUUCGCGUCACGUAAUAGGACGAAUACCGCAACGAUUGUGUCGUAGCCCUGAGACAGAGCAAGGAAAAUAGUCCGAGGGGCUGGAGCACCCCGGUAUAUGUUUCGAAGCGAGCAGGCACUUGACGAGAGCAGGCACACCAGGGGUGCAGAUCACAUCAGUCGGGUAGCUUCGAGGGAGAAGAAGAGCAGAUCGGUCCUCGUUGCAAGCAACGGCACGACCAGAUCCGACACAACGUAUACGGCACACCUCGCGGGCGAAUCCAUCGUAGACAUGUCGAAGAAGCGUCAACAUGCAUGCCGAGCGGUGCCCUCUCACAGCGCAUGUGUCGAGUUCAUCGCAAUACGAAGCGCUUGUUGUCGCAGACAGAAAUCAUGUCAAUGUCACCUACCGUUGGAGACAAUCGCCAGGAGCGUACGGACCGUUUGGGUACUGUCUGUCAUUUCCUACCGGUAUCAACGGAGCGUCCGACUCUGCGAGAUCCCGCGCUCCCGGACUUCGAUCAGCGAUGAAAGCGGAUCACGAUGUCUGACACAUGCGGGCCGGCCGCAAAACGGCAUGUCAAGGUCAGAUUGCAAGGCAACUCAGGAACCCCAGGUCUGAGACGAAAACGUGAAAUGAUUCAGAGCCUAAAGUAGUGAGAAGUCCUUGAAAUGGCUCAGUCUCAAGCAGUUGGAUGUGUUUUCCUGAAAUGAAUUCUGAAGUAUCUGUGAGUUUGUAUCAUAUAUUUCAGUUCAUCCCACUUCGCGGAUGAGGAUGUUCGCAAAGCUCUGCAGAAGAUCGUGAGUACAGUGAUGCUUCACGAAGCCGGCGCUCGUUAUACC
Molecule: messenger RNA, 971 nt
Organism: Dissoconium aciculare CBS 342.82
Lineage: Eukaryota; Fungi; Ascomycota; Dothideomycetes; Mycosphaerellales; Dissoconiaceae
Exons: 1
Coding region: 247-750 (167 amino acids)
Source: RefSeq, a predicted model, not a curated record